This is a messenger RNA of Carica papaya (papaya), 1707 nucleotides long. RefSeq names its product basic helix-loop-helix (bHLH) DNA-binding superfamily protein. Gene Ontology annotation, cellular component: nucleus. Gene Ontology annotation, biological process: regulation of transcription by RNA polymerase II. The record is from RefSeq and is a predicted model, not a curated record. NCBI's taxonomy places the organism in Eukaryota, Viridiplantae, Streptophyta, Magnoliopsida, Brassicales, Caricaceae. Gene Ontology annotation, molecular function: RNA polymerase II cis-regulatory region sequence-specific DNA binding; DNA-binding transcription factor activity, RNA polymerase II-specific; protein dimerization activity.
UGUCCCACUUUGAGAUAAAGCAAAAGCAGAGAAAGAAAAGCAAGAAAGAAAAAGAAAAACAUAAAAGAAAGGAAGAAAGAGAAAGGGGAAAGCAAUAAAGAAAAGAGAGGAAACAAAGACAAAGCUUCUCAAAAAACCUCCAUGAUUCAAAUUCUCUCAUGAUCAAUACCUUCUACUUCCCUCCCCCUACUUAACCAAAGAGUGAGAGGACAUCCACAAAGUCUCUACAAAGCCUUGUUUGGGAAAAAGGGAAAGAGAGAAAAGAGAAAAAGAGAAAGAGGGUUUAGUUUAUAUAGUUUUGUUGUUGUUGGAGAAUUAUAAGGCUUGGAUUUUUGCAGGCCAUGAAUCGAGGUGUUUUGCAGAGCUCACCAGUGCAGCAGAUGAUGGCUGGAAACCCUAACUGGUGGAAUAUGAACGGAGUAAGGCCGAUGGUUAUACCACCGUUAACCAGUACUCAUCAGCAACCGCCUUCUCCGUUCUUGCCUCCUCCUCCCACUCUCUUCCCUCAUCACUACACACUUAAUCCCUCUUCUUCUUCAUCGUCUUCUUCUGUCUUUCCUCUUCCUUCCUGGCAUGGCAGCCCAGAUCAGCUUCCUGAGUCAUGGAGUCAACUUCUCUUGGGAGGACUGGUGGGUGAAGAGGAAAAAGCGGCGAUGGGCCAUUUUCAAGCCAAAAAGUUGGAGAGUUGGGAGGAGCAAGUAUUACAUCAACCCCCAAAUGGUGGUGGUGUAGUGGAAGUGAAGCAAGAAAACUCAGCAAGCAGUUUUGUUUAUGGGCAUGCAAAUGAAGAUUUUCAGGCAAAACCUACUUGGUCUCAUCACCACCAGGUCAUGCCAGUUUCUUCCCCCAAGUCCUGCGUCACCACUUUUAGCAGCAACAUGUUGGAUUUCUCUACCAACAACAAAUCAGAUGGCAGGCAUCCACCCCCUGAUCGAUCUUCCGAGUGUAACAGCCCUGCAAGUGGUGGAGCAGUUAAGAAAGCUAGGGUUCAAGCUUCUUCAAGCCAGCCUACCUUCAAGGUAAGGAAGGAGAAAUUAGGAGACCGUAUUACUGCCCUUCACCAGUUAGUUUCUCCAUUUGGAAAGACUGACACGGCGUCUGUCUUGUUAGAAGCUAUUGGGUACAUCAGAUUCCUUCAGAGUCAAAUUGAGGCUCUCAGUUUACCGUACUUGGGCUCUGCCUCAUCCAACAUUAGGCACCAACAGUCUGUUCAAGGGGAGAGGAAUUGUGUAUUUCCUGAAGACCCUGGUCAGCUACUGAAUGAUAACUGCAUGAAGAGGAAAGCUGGAGCUGCUGAGCAGGAUGGUCAUGAGGAGCCAAAGAAGGACCUGAGGAGUAGGGGGCUGUGUCUGGUUCCUGUAUCAUGCACACUGCAAGUUGGGAGUGACAACGGAGCUGACUACUGGGCUCCGGCUCUGGGGGGAGGUUUCCGGUAGACGAAUGGCACCGUUUUGGUGGCAGCACAGCAGCACACAAUCAAUAUAUGAAGAGCUUCAAUAUGAAACGUUAUAACAUCAUGAGCAGUCACUCUGCUAAAAACAUCAAAGGCUGAUUGCUCAUGAUGCUAUACACAAUCUUUGUUGGGUUUAUGUAUGUGUGAGUGUGUGUGCUGCAGAUCUAGCAAUUAAUUAAUAGAACACGUGGAUUAAUUUCGAUUCCUGGUUGAAAACCCUUCUCUAAUUUUAGUUCAAUUGUUAUUAGUAAUUA